Messenger RNA from Daucus carota subsp. sativus, 1191 nucleotides. RefSeq lists its product as uncharacterized. Bases 142 to 987 code for a protein of 281 amino acids. NCBI's taxonomy places the organism in Eukaryota, Viridiplantae, Streptophyta, Magnoliopsida, Apiales, Apiaceae. The transcript has 10 exons. The record is from RefSeq and is a predicted model, not a curated record.
AGCCAAAAUCUUUGUAAGUAAUUCUGUCUAAUCAAUCUUUUCUAAUGUUGUCUUGAGAUCCCUGUCAUACGAUCGACCCUUUCUGUGAAUCACACAGAGAGACUGAGAGAGAGAAACAGCGAGAGAGAGAGAGAUUUCCCAAUGGCUGCUCCAUUCUUCUCUACAUCUUUACAACCUUUUGUAUAUCAGAGUCCUCAAGAUGCUGUAACAGCUUUCCAAAUUUUAGGUGGAGAAGCUCAGAUAGUUCAGAUCAUGUUGAAGCCGCAAGAGAAGGUUAUAGCAAAACCAGGUUCUAUGUGCUACAUGUCUGGGGAGACUGUAAUGGAGAAUGUUUUUGUCCCUGAAAAUGAAGCUGGUGUGUGGCAGUGGCUUUUUGGAAAGAGUUUGAGUAAUAUUGUUUUCCACAAUGCUGGCGCGACUGAUGGUUUUGUUGGAAUAGCUGCACCUUCCCUUGCAAAAAUUCUUCCGAUUGAUCUAGCAUUGUUUGGAGGUGAGAUGUUAUGCCAGCCAGAUGCAUUUCUGUGCUCCAUCAACGAUGUGAAAGUCAACAAUGCAGUUCAUCAAAGGGCACGUAAUGUUGUACCUGGUGUAGAGGGAUUCCUGACACAAAAAUUAUCUGGCCAAGGACUUGCAUUCAUAGUUGGUGGUGGAUCAGUUGUGCAGAAAAGUCUUGAGGUAGGCGAAGUCCUUUCGGUUGAUGUGUCCAGUAUAGUUGCUCUGUCAGGAACAGUGGAUGUGCAAGUCAAAUUUAAUGGUCCUAUGAGAAGGGUGGUGUUUGGGGGUGAGAAUGUAGUAACAGCUGUUCUAACAGGACCUGGUAUUGUUUUCAUGCAAAGCAUGCCUUUCCAUAGGCUGUCUCAACGCAUAGCUAGGGCGGUUGCAUCUCCAAACAUGAGAGACAACCCGAAGUUCUUCUUUCAGAUAGCCGUUUUCUUCUUACUAGCAUAUGUGGUCAUUCUGUCGUCCUUGAUCUUGACUGACAUAUGAUAUAGUUAGUGUCUUUUACUUGAAUUCUCAUAGAGUACGUGACGUCUCAGAAAGCCUUCUGUAAUUGAUAGCUAUCCCCCGCCCCCUCACUAUCCAAAGUUUACUUCUAGAAUGGUAUAAGAUUUGUUGAUUUGAUGUUAUUUGUGGAAAUAUAUACAGGCACAGGAAUAGUAAAAGCUGAUUUUAUGUGAUGUGUUUUUUAAA